Sodiomyces alkalinus F11 is the source of this 1203-nucleotide messenger RNA. Its product is annotated as S-adenosyl-L-methionine-dependent methyltransferase. The record is from RefSeq and is a predicted model, not a curated record. NCBI's taxonomy places the organism in Eukaryota, Fungi, Ascomycota, Sordariomycetes, Glomerellales, Plectosphaerellaceae. The coding region runs from base 234 to 1169 and encodes 311 amino acids. The transcript has 2 exons. Gene Ontology annotation, molecular function: S-adenosylmethionine-dependent methyltransferase activity.
GGUUCCCUGGAAUGGGAAAUGGGGAAAGGGAAACCAUGGAUCACUGACUGGCAUUGACGUUCGAUGGCGCUGUUGAAUAUGGGGCAACUCGACUUCUUGGAAAGCUCAUUGACGGACGUGAGAUGAUGUGAGAGAUCAUCACACUCGGUCCUCACGAGCAGCAUCGCUUUAGCAAGGACCCUGCCUACCUCAAGGAUUUCGAGAAGCCCCAAGAGGUGUGAAGGGCGCAAAAAAUGGCAACCUUCUCUCGGUCAACCUUCUCAGCUGCCAGCUACGCAGCCUUCCGGCCCUCGUACCCCCCGCCCCUCUUCAGAAGCAUUCUCAAGCGUACCCGCGCCCGCGGAGCCACGGCCUCCUCACCAUCCGGCACGCUCCUCGACCUAGGCUGCGGCCACGGCCUCAUCGCGCGGGCGCUAAGCCCACACUUCGACCGCGUGCUCGCCAUCGACCCCAGCCCCGUCAUGGUACGCCAAGCCGUCUCCGCCACCCCGGACAACCCCAAGAUCGCCUUCCGGCAGGGACAGGCGGAGGACCUCUCCUUCCUCGCGGACGGAACCGUCGACCUAGCGGUGGCGGGCCAGGCGGCGCACUGGUUCGACUAUAGCCGCGCGUGGCCCGAGCUGGCCCGCGUGGUCCGGAGCGGCGGCGCCCUGGCCUUCUGGGGAUACAAGGAUAACAUCCUCGUCGGGCGGCCGCGGGCCAAUGCCGUUUUCGACGCCGCGUGCUACGGCGAGGACGACGUCGCUGCCGGGUUCCAGAGCAUGGCGCGCUACUGGGAACAACCUGGGCGGGAUAUCCUCCGGGAUUCCCUCCGGGCUGUGGUGCCGCCUGCGGAGCACUGGGGGGACGUCAGGAGGAUCGUCUACGACCCCGACAGGGAGACGUCGGGUGUCGGGGUACAGGACGGAGAGGCGGCGUGGUUGAGGAAGAGGCUUAAACUCGGGGAGUUUGAGGGCUACUUGCGGACGUUCAGCGCGUUCCGCGCUUGGAGGGAUGCGCACCCUGAGGUCAGGAGCCGGGAGGAAGGCGGACAAGGUGACAUUGUAGACGUGCUUUUUGAUAGGAUACUGGAAGUGGAAGCGGACUGGAAGGCCGAGGGAGAGAAGUGGAGGGAUGUCGAGGUGGAUUCUGUUUGGGGGACGGCUCUCAUUCUCGCCACGAGGAAGUGAAGGACUGGACUUUGUCCGUAAUAAUCACCCCCCU